GGUGUUUAAAGGCCGGGCAAGGGAAGGGGAAUGAGAUCACUAAAUUUCUAAAGAAUGGGAGACUACCGAUGGAUGAUAAUACGCCCUUUUCACAAGAAUCAUGGGAAGAAGACCUCCUCCAAUUUUUAACACUUAAUCGACUCCCACUUCACCUUAUUGAGCAUCCCUCGCUCCGGCCAAUUGCUGCCCUUGCACGGGAUACACUUUCCUUCCCGGCAACAGGUGCAGGUGUUGAACGACUCUUUAAUACUGCUCGGGAUAUCUGUCAUUAUCGUCGAGGGAGACAAAAGAAGCAGACAAUUGAAGAGCUAAUGAUGUUUCUUUGUACUUCAAGGUUUGAUAUUGAAGAGAAGGAGGCGAAGUAUCUAGAGAAAUUCUUCUCUCAUAUCGAGAUAGAAACAGCGAAGGAAGAGAAAGAUGAUAAGCUUGAGGAGGUGGAAUUUGACUUGAUUAGUGAUACUGAGGAGGCAGACGAGGAGACAAGUGAUCAUGUACAGCUAGAUGAGGUAGAUGAGCCCCAGCUUCCGGCACCUGAGAAUAGUACCCAGGUACGGGCAUCAGGACGGAAACGUAAGGCUCGAGAGGAUGAGGUCUUUGAGUAUUACUCAAAAUGA
Molecule: messenger RNA, 614 nt
Organism: Penicillium odoratum
Lineage: Eukaryota; Fungi; Ascomycota; Eurotiomycetes; Eurotiales; Aspergillaceae
Exons: 3
Coding region: 69-614 (181 amino acids)
Molecular function (GO): protein dimerization activity
Source: RefSeq, a predicted model, not a curated record